Messenger RNA from Westerdykella ornata, 1490 nucleotides. RefSeq lists its product as uncharacterized. Bases 102 to 1226 code for a protein of 374 amino acids. The transcript is spliced from 3 exons. Lineage: Eukaryota; Fungi; Ascomycota; Dothideomycetes; Pleosporales; Sporormiaceae. The record is from RefSeq and is a predicted model, not a curated record.
CACUUCACCUUCUUUUCAUCGCUGCCUCCCUCUCUCCACAUUCCCGAAAACCAACCUACUACCAGUGGCACUGAACAACCCCGACUCACCAUCACCAUCACAUGGAAGCCAGAAAGAAACCCCCCGUAAUCAUCGUCUGGGAAUGGGACUGGGACGACGGCCCACUCGCAACCCACUACCUCUGCGGCGAUAACGAAAUCGACUUCGGCGCGGUGUGGAAACAAAUCAAGACCCUAAAAAAUCACGCUGGCCGUGGGAAACUGCACUUCAUCUUUAAUCCCCUGAGCCGCCGUACAACCCCCGCCCUCAUCGAAUGCACCCCCUCAUUCAUCCAGACAUUCUUCAGCGCCGCCGCCAAACUCCUCGACUACUUCGCCGACUUCUUCCUCCACGACUCGGAAUCCAUGCGCCGCAUGUGGUGGAACCUCGUCAAGCACCUGCAGAAAGCGGCCGUCCUGCCCCACCACUUCUGGAGAGACGAUGUCCUCUGCUGCAAACACUCCGAGGACUUCACAGAUACAUAUGAAGCCAUCCUGGUCCUGCUCAAUCGCGUCAUCCUCGCUCGCGACCCGGCGGCCAAGCUCGACUUGAUCGCCCACCGAGACUUAUUCUCGCCCAGGCCUAGCUACAAAGUCGGCAAAUUCAAGCCUGGCCUGACACACUGGCAGCAGUUCUUCCUCAAGGAUAGUCCAGGGUUUAAAGUCGCGGUGGGGGAGAGGAAAUAUGUUGGCGAGCCGCUUCGGAUUGAGGAUAAGAUGUGCGAGAGACAUGUUCCUAUGGGCGCGUUGGCGGUCGUGGAUAAGCACGUCAAGCGGGCUAGAGAGAUUGCUGAGGAAUACGUCCAGUCGGACCCGGACAUCCAGGCCGAGGAAUUCUUGCAAGACUUCGACUCAAAGUCAAUCAACUUACACUCAACCACUCGCUACAUCUCCCUAUCCGGCCACCCCACAACACUCCAACCAAUGCACCCCUCGCGCCUCUCCCAAUCAGCCCCUCGCUCCUAUUUCGACGGCCUGCUGGACGAAGAUCUCACGGUGGCCAGGCCGAAUCUGGCGCUGUUGGACGAUGCAACUGGCAUCUACAUGCCCACCAGCGAGUACGAGCAUCCGCAGGGCAAUGGUGAAUUCCGCAUGGUGACGGUGACGACUUCGGCUUCGAAGGAGGGAGAGCCGAUAGAGGGGUUGACUAACGGGCUGCUGGAUGACAUGUUCGAUGAAUGGGCGUAAGUGGAAAUGUGGUGAGCGUGGGUCUAUCCUCAGGACGGCCAGCCAUGACAAUGAAAGGGCAUGGAAGCUAGCCGUGGGAGAGGAACCGAAGACAGGCGGACGUCAUCAUCUUGAACAUAUUCCAUGUGUAAUGCAAGUACUGCAAGCAGGUUCGUGGCUCGCGACAAUGCAACGCCGAGGAAACUCUAGUAUAUCUUAAGCUUCACUCUAAGUUCGCAGGCUGCCAGCGCAACCUUUCAUAACAUGUAAUACCGAAUGCGCGCC